This is a messenger RNA of Naegleria gruberi, 1362 nucleotides long. RefSeq lists its product as uncharacterized. The transcript has 3 exons. The record is from RefSeq and is a predicted model, not a curated record. Lineage: Eukaryota; Heterolobosea; Eutetramitea; Acrasida; Naegleriidae. Gene Ontology annotation, molecular function: iron ion binding; oxidoreductase activity, acting on paired donors, with incorporation or reduction of molecular oxygen; monooxygenase activity. Bases 1 to 1362 code for a protein of 453 amino acids.
AUGUAUAAAGUUGUAUUGGGAAUUGUUAGUACUGGAAUGAUUGUAAUUGGUGAUUCAUUAUUUCUAAAAGAAAUGGCAACUAGAAAGAUUACAAACAAAUUACCUGAUUUGAAAGAAAGUGUUAUUGAACUAUUUGGUGGAUCAAAUAUAUUUGUUGAAAAUGAUUAUGAAUUUUGGCAUCGUCAGAGAAAAUUAUUGGAUCCUGCUUUUGCUCCUCAAUCAUUGAAAAUUGUUGCAAAAGUUACAAUUGAUUGUAUGAAUAGAUUUUUAAUACCAAAUAUUGAAAAGAAUCUUUUAAUGAGAAAUAUUGAAGUGGAUUUUUCAAAUCUUACUUUAGAGGUUAUUGGAUUGGCUGGAUUUAAUUAUGAUUUCAAUUCUUUUAAUAUUAAUCAAAAAGAUAGUUUAACUGUUCAAACUCAGAAAUUAUUUGGAAUUCUUCCAGUUUACAAUAUAUUUCCUAAAUGGAUUAGACAACAUGUUGGAAUAUUUCCACAUAAACCAGCUCAAUUAAUUUCCAAUCAAUUCACUAAAUCCAUUAAUGAUAUUAUUAAUGAACGUAAAACUAAAAAUCAAGAAGAAGAAACUCCUCACUCUGAUAUUCUAUCUCUCUUAUUAAAUGCAAGAGAAAAUUGGAGUAAAGAUGAAAGUAUGACUGAUGAGGAAAUUAUUUCAAAUUGUUUCAUUUUCCUUGUUGCUGGACAUGAAACAACUGCAAGAACAUUAGGAUUUAUAUUAUAUUCAUUAGCUACUGAUAAGGAUGCUCAAGAUCGAAUUCAUAAAUUCAUUGAUCAUGAUUAUCCAACUUUAUAUGGAAAGGAAACAUUUGAUUUUGAAGAUUAUCAAGAGGGAAGAAUGGAUUAUUUGAGAGCAGUUGUUAAAGAAAGUUUAAGAUUAUAUCCAGUUGUGGCAUUUGCUGCUCGACAAGUAACAAAAACAUUUAAAUGGAAAGAUAUUACAAUUCCAAAAGGAACUCAAAUAGCUGCUUCAUGGUUAGAUAUUCACAAAGAUGAAAGAUAUUGGCCUCAACCUAAUGAAUUCAUUCCAGAAAGAUUCCUUAAAAGGAAAGAUUCAACUAUUGCUCAAAGUAUUACAAUUGAAGAAUUCAAAUCUCAAACAAUUCCACUCUCAAUUUUCAAUCCACAUAUUGAAAUUCAUCAAAAUCCAUUUGCAUUCUCUGGUUUUGGAAUUGGAAAUCGUAUUUGUCAGGGAAGAUAUUUUGCAGAGAUUGAAAGUUGUUUCUGUUUAGCACUUUUAGUUAAACAUUACAAAUUUUCAAUAUCACCAAAUUACAAAUUACAUCUCGAUAAUCAUGUAACUUUGAGACCAAGAGAACCAUUACUGAUUUCCUUUGAGAAGAAGUAA